GGGUCCGCUUGACAACUAUGCUUGCCAUAGGUGCAACUAUUUGUGACAAUCCAAAUCAAAAGGGACCUUAUGGCGGUCGGCGCUUACGUCAUUAUUAACGGCGCGCCAAUACUAAUGUGGUCCUCCGCGACGUAAGCGCCGGCCGGUGGCCUGGCGGUGAGAGCGUGCGACUUGCAAUCCGGAGGUUGCGGGUUCAAACCCCGGCUCGUAUCAAUAAGUUUUUCGAGACUUGUACGAAAUAUAAUUUGAUAUUUACCAGUCGCUUUCCGGUGAAGGAAAACAUCGUGAGGAAACCGGACUAAUCCCAAUAAGGCCUAGUUUACCCUCUGGAUUGGAAAGUCAGAAUGGCAGUCGCUUUCGUAAAAACUAGUGCCUAUGCCAAUACCUGGGAUUAGUUGCCAAGCGGACCCCAGGCUCCCAUGAACCGUGGCCAAAAUACCGGGACAACGCGAGGAAGAUAAUGAUGAUGAAUUCAUAUUGAAUAAAAUAAUAAAGCUCCUGUGGCAAAUUAAAGAGCCAGAAUUUCCGAGUUGAUAUAAUAGGCCAUGAAUAGGCCCCGUUUUUACCAUAUGAAAAGAAACUUGCAAACCACAAAAGAAAGCUGCUCGGUACCUAUAAACUUAAUGGUUUUUUCUUUCAUUAAAAACGGCUUUCUCAAAGAAAACUACAAAACUACGUAUAACAAUGACUUACUAACAACAAUCUAAACUGGAAAUUGGUAGACUUUACACCUUUCCAAUAACGUUUCAAAUAGUUAACACUAAACGAUGCUACAAAUCGAUUUUGGUGUUUACAUGACUACACGUUCUUGGCAACGGCGAAAUGUCAACCGCCCUCCAAACAAGCCCGGGCUCCAAAUAAGCGGGACGUGUAAAUAAUACUAUGGAAGACGAUAAGGGGAAGGAGGACGCGGAGGAUUGGAAGAUUUACGAGGCCCUGUGCAGCAAAACACCAACAGAGAUGGACGCGGACGUGGGGAAUGACGUCGUCACCGCCUUGAGGAGCGAUCUCGCGGGGCUGCAGUAUAAGCGAGAUAAAUUGUUGUCUGAAGUCAGCGAUUUAAAGAACCAAAUGCUUUCUCGUGAUCAAAGAAUUUUAGAGCAGCAGGUGGAAAUCGACCACCUGCGCGAACAAAAUGCCAGACAAAAUGCGGUCAUAUCAUCUCUUAGGAAGAAAAUACAGGACCUCGAAGAAAUACAGCGCAACCUGCAAGCUGCUCAAGGGAGGAGCGACAUGACAGUACAGACUUUACAGAGGGAUAACCGCUACUACGAUGACAAAAUAAAAGUUAGAAAGAAGCUUCGCACUCUUGAAUUAGAGUGUCACAACGAAGAGCAACAGAAGGAAAAUGCACGCUGCCAGUUUCACGACUUAGUGCGUCGCUUAUCUGCGGCGUUGGACGCUGAAUUCUGCGACACUACCCACACCCAUUCCCCCGAAAGCCUUAUAAUCAAAGCGGCGGAGUUGGUGCAAGAAAUAACAAGGCUUAAAAACAAAUGCAUGAACACUACGGAGAACUUGUCGAGUGUUGAGCAGGACUUUAGGAGUUGCCGGGAUGCGCUGGAGAGAGCUAACGCGGAUAAAGACAUGCUGCAACGACAGGUGACAUCUCAGCUGCUAGAGCUGGAGCGACUACGGCAGGAGAAGGAGUCUCUAUCCGUACAAACAAGAGUCCUGGACCGCGAGCUGCAUGAGGCGCGCGAGAAACUGUCCCACUGCUCCAAGAAUCUAUGCGUCGUCACCGACAACGUCAACCAGAAUGAGUCCAUGAUUGUACAGCUGAAAGAGGACCUCCGCCAUCGCGACGAAAAAUACCAAAGAUUGCAAACGGAAUUCCGUAACACAAUGGAAUCAAUCGCGAUUCUCCUGAGCCUACCGACACGAUUCGUCGAGGCACACGAGAGCACUAUCAAGGACAGGAUUAGGGAGAUACUGAGCGAUAACAAGGAUAAAACAGUGCAAAUCGACGCGCUACGCGAGAAGCUGGGCAUGGAGUCGCAGCAGCUCAGCCGCGCGGCGCACGCGCACGACCAGGCCUCGACCCGCGUGCGGAUACUAGAGGACGAGCGCAACAUACUCGAGGGCAAGGUGCACAAACUAGAGGCUGAACUGGCGGCGCUCGAGCUCACCAGGGACAACUUACGCAAGGAUAAAGCUAAUUUUGUAGCAUUCCUCGAGCGGCUGAGCAGGACGAUGAAUAUGGACGAGCUGACCCAGGACAUCGGUAUCGAGUUGCACACGGACUCCAUCAUGCACCGCGCCGAGCAGCUGGCGAGGCUGGAGAGCGAUAAGAUUGUCGACAAGCUGCUAUAUUACGGAUACUAUGGCACGCUGCCUCGCCUACGCAGGGAGCGUUCUUUCCAUGACUUGCCUUACCUUAAAGAAACGGCCGUGGUGUACCAACUGCAAAGACGGAUAAGGAUCCUUAGGGAACAAAUCCAAAGGAAAGACUUACACCUGGACCUGUUACGGCGAAAACUAAGUGUACAGGAGGAGUCAUCGCGCGUGCGCGCCGUGCUGCAAGCCGAGCGCGACGAAGCGACAGCGCGAAGCAAGAAGCUCGCGCGACAGUGUGACAAGCUAGCUGCGCAACUCGGCGAUGCCCGCGCGCAACUUCGCGAUCUGCACGCGCAAGUCGCUGACGCGGCAGAGUAUAAGAUAACGUCGUUGGAGAGGGCGCGCAAGAUCGAAGAGCUGCAGAAAAAGCUGGACGAGGCCGAGCUGCUCCGGGCGCGAUACAACCGCAAAGUCAACGUGCUCAAAGACCAAGUCCGGAACACUGGAGAGACCUACGAGCAAGAACGGACCACAUCGGAGCACCAGAUCAAUAUGUUACGCGAUGACCUGGCCCGCACCAAAGAAGCGCUUGCUGAAAGUCACAGGAGAGAGGCGCAGCUCACCAGCUUUAGGAACUCAAUAGCGAAACUCCUAGGCAUCCUGGUGCCAUCAUCGGUGUCCGACUUCGAGAUGGUCUCACGGCUUCAGAAGCUGAUCGACGCGCAUCACGACUUCACCGUGGUGUCACGUCGGUACGACGACCCGACGCUGCUGCGGGCGUCGUCGCGCUCGCCGCCGCCGUCGCGCUGUCGCACUCGGACCCCCGACAGAUCGCUCCGCUACGAUGACUCAGGGUACGCGGACCCGGCAUUUGAUUUAGAGGACGACCUGUACAAGGCUCGUGCUGCCUUGUGACCCUCGCGCUCCCGUCGCCGUGCUCGCUUCUAAGUCUGGAGACUCUUUA
Messenger RNA from Cydia pomonella (codling moth), 3241 nucleotides. RefSeq names its product coiled-coil domain-containing protein 170. Lineage: Eukaryota; Metazoa; Arthropoda; Insecta; Lepidoptera; Tortricidae. The record is from RefSeq and is a predicted model, not a curated record.